Diabrotica balteata is the source of this 1355-nucleotide messenger RNA. The record is from the annotation of a GenBank genome assembly. NCBI's taxonomy places the organism in Eukaryota, Metazoa, Arthropoda, Insecta, Coleoptera, Chrysomelidae.
CGCGACGUAGUCAUAUUAGAAAAAAACCAGAAGAAUCCUUAGAACGCCGGUACACAAAUGAUUAAUCCUUUAAUCGAUACCCAAUCAAACUACCAGGUAUGUCAAUUAGUUGCUUUUUUUCCCCGAUUGGCAAUUAGACACAUUCAGCUGUGGGCGUAUACAGCGAUCAUCUCCACGCAGGGGCGAAUUGCCAAUAUAGUUCCUGCCUUCGCAGCGUUCUGACUCAGUUCCACAUACAGAGUGUUUGUUUGCGGAGUGGCACAGGCACAGGCACGAUGGUGGCGAUUUAUUUCGUUUGCGUUCUGAUAACCGCAGAUAUUGUUGCUGGCUCGGGUUGGAGAUAUCAGGAUGAAGGUCAUUGGGCUGAAUUGUGCCAGACUGGAUUAAAGCAGAGUCCCAUAGCCCUCUCAAAAUCGAUAGCAGAAGGAGCUGAUUUUUCUCCAUUUAGUUUAUUUGGUUACGGAAGAGAAGCAGCCAUUUUAGUAAAAAAUAACGGCCAUUCAGCGGAAGUUCGGCUGAAAGUACGUGAUCCAAUACCAGAAAUAAGUGGAGGGGGGCUGCCAGAUGUUUUUCAAUUGGACCAUCUUCACUUUCAUUGGAAAUCGGAACAUACUAUCGAUCGCUACAGAUUUCCUUUGGAAUUGCAUCUUGUUCACUAUGCUAAAAGGUGGGGUAAUUUUCAAGAAGGAGAAAAGCAUCCUGGUGGGAUAGCUGUGUUUGCUGUUUUAUUUGAUUUAUCACCAGACAGUGUGGAAGAUUUCGAUCCUCUUCUAAAUAAAAUAACAACAUUGGAGACUAAGUUAAACGUACCCGAUGAAAUCGAUGGAUUUGUGAUUAAGAACUAUCUACCCAGAGACUUGGCAGGUUAUUACAGAUAUGAUGGUUCUCUGACAACUCCAAAUUGCACUGAAGGCAUUAUCUGGACUGUGUUUACCAAUACCAUUCCAAUUUCAAAGGAACAGGUGGAAGUAUUUGAAAAAAUGCAUACCGAUGACGAUUCAGUUCUCAAAGAAACCUUUCGAUCUCUACAAGCGUUAAAUGAUAGGACAGUACUGCACAAAGUAAGUCCAGUGAGAAAUAUGCCGGACAGUGCAGUAACUACAAGCAUAUCAGCAGUGACAUUAUUAUUGGUUUCUUUAAUUAUAUGUUUAAACCUUUAAAAUUUAUGUUAUUCAUAUUGAAUACAAGUUAAAGACAUAUGAAAUUUACGGCUCUCCAUAUGUAGGACCUAAAUUUUUAUAGUAAUUACUAUUUAAAUGGAAAUAAGCCACAAUUAAAGGUUAAAGUAAGUUUAUUGACGUUUCAGUUUCCACUUCGGAAAUCGUUCAAAAGAUGUCAAUUUUAAAAUAAACGCU